UGUAAACCCUCUUCUUGGCUGAGGAGGUUGAUAUACGGGGUGGAGCCGGCCGUGAGGGAGCAUCAUAAGCCCACGCACGCCAUGUCCACCUCCGCCGUGUCCUCGGUCGAGACCCUGAGCUUCUACUGCCACACCUGCAGCGCGAGGUUCUCGCUCCAUGCCCCGUCCUCCCCGUUCUACCUACCGCUCUGCCCCUCUUGCCGCGGGGACUACCUCGACGACUCCCCCACGCCGCCCCAGCCGGUCUUGCCGCCUCCACCGCAUCCACGCGCAGUAACCUGGCCGUCGGCUACCUCUUCCACGCCGUCGCUGCCUCCGCCGAUCGCUUCUUCGUCGUCGUCGCCUUCUUCCACGGCGUUGACCUCGCGUUCGUCGCUCGUCCACAACCGCGGAGACCAUGAUCUGCUUCCUCCUCCGCUUCCACCUUGGCUGCUGCAGCCGUCCGCGUCUCACGAUACAUGGAGUCACAGCUUGAGUCCCUCUGACUGCCAACCAAGGUCGCCGCCGCCGGCCGCUCCGCGAGUCACCUUGUCGCCGUCUUCUUCUUCCACGUCCACACAGCCGCUGACUCUGGGGUCCUCCACAAGGCCACCACCGCCGUGGAGCAACGACGCAUGGGAGUACUUCUUCGCUGCCUCUGACCUAGUCGUUGCCACGGGCAAGGAGGGGCCGCCGUUGAACAUGUCCCUUCGCCAGGCAUGUCGCCAAUUCCGAGUUCUCUGCCCCCAAGAAGAGCAACGCCGCCGGUCUUCCCCUGCCCUCUCUCCCAUAUUGUCAGCAUGCUCCUCCGCCUCCUCCUCCGCCUUCUCCUCCGCCUGCGCAUCCCCUCUUUUGGCGUCACCGCCGCUCUACCGGCAGCACCAAGGGGAACUGCAACUUGAGCCGUUUCCUCCGGCCUUGUCCCCGUCCACAACCGUGGAGACCAUGCCGACCUCUCCUCCGCCUCCGCCUUGGGAUUCCCCGCUCCACGGUGCAUGGGACGAUGACUACAACUUCAGUCUGUCGGGCUCCGAUUACGAGAGCCCGCCCCGACCGCCGCCGCUGCCCCCGUGGCCGCCUAUUUCCGCCUACGAAGCCACGUUCGAGUCGUCGCUCCAACGUCAGGGGUUGCCGCCUAUUUCCGCCAAUGAAGACACGUUCGAGACGUCGCUCCAAAGCCACGGGUGGCCAGCGGCACCGUCUUCUGUUUCUGCCUACGAUGCGACGUUCCACACGCCGCUCCAACGGGGCGGGUCACAACCGGCGCCGGCGGAGUCCAUCGCCGCCCUGCCCACCGUCAUCGUCAACGACACCGAGCUGGUCUGCCCCAUCUGCACCGACCCCCUCCUGGCCUCGGCGCCGGCACGCCGGCUCCCCUGCGGCCACCUGUACCACUCCGACUGCAUCGUCACGUGGCUGUCGCUGCGAAACUCAUGCCCAGUGUGCCGCGGCAGCAUCCCGUUGUUCGACUUCACCGACGCAGAUAUUGUGUCGUCGUCGUCGCCUUCCUUCCACCCGACGUCGUCCAGUAGGAGACGAUCUCUACAAGGGACGAGCCGGAUAAGAAGGAUCUGCAGCAGGUUGCUCAGACGCAUGGAAAUUAGCCGUGGUCGCCGCACAGAUAGCAUCGGCAAUGUGCAUGUCUGAUGGAUGGCAUUGUUCUGCAAUCAUACCAUCGUCUGUGUCUCGUCACAUUGCACAAUAUCAGUCUUCUCAAGUUCUCAUGUGUAUUCGAGAACAUGAUUAUUGAGUGUGUCCAUUGAUACCUGAAUAUGGUAACUGUAAUUACAAUGAAAGUAUGUCACGUAGUGUGUUUAUAAA
Messenger RNA from Lolium perenne, 1800 nucleotides. RefSeq lists its product as uncharacterized. Gene Ontology annotation, cellular component: cytoplasm. Gene Ontology annotation, molecular function: ubiquitin protein ligase activity. NCBI's taxonomy places the organism in Eukaryota, Viridiplantae, Streptophyta, Magnoliopsida, Poales, Poaceae. The record is from RefSeq and is a predicted model, not a curated record. Gene Ontology annotation, biological process: protein ubiquitination.